This is a messenger RNA of Arachis duranensis, 1258 nucleotides long. RefSeq names its product vesicle-associated protein 1-2. The coding region runs from base 131 to 856 and encodes 241 amino acids. Gene Ontology annotation, cellular component: plasma membrane; endoplasmic reticulum membrane. Gene Ontology annotation, biological process: endoplasmic reticulum membrane organization. Lineage: Eukaryota; Viridiplantae; Streptophyta; Magnoliopsida; Fabales; Fabaceae. The record is from RefSeq and is a predicted model, not a curated record. The transcript has 8 exons.
UUCAUCACUGCAUUUUCUCAAUUUCCGAUUUUCUUUUUCCUCUUCCUCUAAAUCUCGUUUUCGAUCUUUCCUAUUUUACAAUCAUAACUCCAAACCUUCUAGAACCUUUCGCAACCUCAAUCAGUCGGAGAUGAGCAACGGGAAACUUUUUAGCAUCGAAUCUUUCGAGCUCAAGUUCCCCUUUGAGUUGAAGAAGCAGAUCUCGUGCGCUCUCCAAUUGUUCAAUAAGACUGAUAGCUAUGUAGCUUUCAAGGUGAAAACAACUAAUCCGAAGAAGUAUUGUGUUCGUCCAAACACAGGAAUUGUCUUGCCACGAUCAACAUGUGAUAUUAUGGUUGCCAUGCAGGCGCAAAAGGAAGCGCCACCUGAUAUGCAAUGCAAGGAUAAAUUUCUUCUUCAGAGUGUGAAAACUUUUGACGGUGCUUCUACAAAAGAUAUCAAUUCAGAAAUGUUCAACAAAGAGGCAGGGCAUUUGGUUGAGGAGUGUAAAUUGAGAGUGGUGUAUGUUUCUCCACCUCAACCACCAUCUCCAGUCCCAGAAGGUUCCGAGGAAGGGUCAUCGCCUAAAGGUUCUGUUUCAGAAAAUGGGAAUGUCAGUAGUGUUGACUUCACACAAGCAUCAAGAGAAUUUACUGAAAGAUCCGAUACUCAAGACAAAUAUGCAGAGGGAAGGGCUCUUAUCACAAGAUUGACUGAAGAAAAAAGUAAUGCAAUUCAACAGAACAACAAGUUCCAUCAGGAACCGGAUCUUCUGAAGCGUGAAGGCAAUAAAAAUCGCAGUGGAGUCUCCUUUAUCAUUAUUGUAUUAAUUGGCUUACUUGGCAUGAUUAUGGGGUAUCUCAUGAGGAAGACCUAAUCAAUUCUGCAAUUUGAUCUCUCUUUCUUCUUACUCCAUUUUUGUUUCUAUUUUUUGGUCUCGGAUGGAUAGCAUUCUGGAAGUAGAAAACAUUGGGGAAUGUCAUAGGUAUAAGAUUGCCCUUAUUUGGGACUUGGCUCAUACUUUCGGUACAUGAAUUCCUUUCGUAACUUAAAGAGGGGAACUUUAUUUGUUAUUUCUCUUGUUUAUCUGGUGGCUCUUGGGUAAAGUCGAAGUUGUAAAAAAAAUGAUGAUAAGAGGCUCCUUUUCUUAUCUUUCCAUGUUAAAAAUGUCCUUAGUACGUUACUUAUGACAGUGUUCUAUGUUUCUGUCGUAAUCCCCCUUUUAUGUAUGUGUGUGUGUAUGUAUAUACAUAUUGAUAGUUUCUCUCAAAUAAGAGAA